AUGGCUUCCGGUGGUCAUCCUGAGGGUGGCGCGCUGGUCACUAGACAUGACCAGCUGGCUGGCAGUCUGGCUAGGCUGCAGAGACUUGCAGCGAGCAGGCAGGCCGCGCUCAUGGAGAGUGUGUGCAGCAAGACCUGGCAGCGUCUGGUAGAAAAGAUCCAGUCCCGCAACCAGCGCCUGGCUGCUGCUGGCGAGAUCCAUCGCGACGCCGGGGACCUGCUGGCGCGGGCCGGGGACCUGCGCGCCGUCACCGCCCUCUUGAGGGACCACGACGCAGCCGAGAACGAUAUGGUCGCUAUAGACGCGCAGACUUGA
Danaus chrysippus (African queen) is the source of this 315-nucleotide messenger RNA. The record is from the annotation of a GenBank genome assembly. NCBI's taxonomy places the organism in Eukaryota, Metazoa, Arthropoda, Insecta, Lepidoptera, Nymphalidae.